Tupaia belangeri chinensis (Chinese tree shrew) is the source of this 5326-nucleotide messenger RNA. Its product is annotated as cilia- and flagella-associated protein 44. The transcript has 26 exons. The record is from RefSeq and is a predicted model, not a curated record. Lineage: Eukaryota; Metazoa; Chordata; Mammalia; Scandentia; Tupaiidae. The annotation marks the transcript as partial. Gene Ontology annotation, molecular function: protein binding.
AUAUGGGAUUUCGAGACAAUUGACACUGCUGAUACGAUAGAUGACACUGGAUUGCUAGAGAUCGAACCUAUUAAUGAACUUCAAGUAGACAAGAAUGUCGAUCUUUUCUCUAUGAUAAAAAUGAAUGAAACUGGAAAUAACUUUUGGUUGGCCCAGGACGCCAAUGGAGCCAUAUGGAAGCUUGACCUUAGUUUUUCAAAUAUCACCCAGGAUCCAGAAUGCCUCUUUGCUUUUCAUUCGGGAGCUGUCGAAGCCUUGGCCAUUUCUCCUAUCACUUACCUCAUGGCCACAGUUGCCCUGGACUGCUCUAUUCGAAUCUAUGAUUUUGCUGGCAAAGCUCCUUUGGUUCAGAUGAAAUUCAAACAAGGAGGUACAGCCCUUGCUUGGGUACCCCGGCUGAUAAACUACGCGGGAGCGCAAAUUAUCGCAGGAUUUGAAGAUGGGGUUGUUCGAAUUCUGGAGCUUUAUGAUCCAAAAGGGCUCACAAUUUUUGCAGGAAGGAAGAAAAUUUUAGAUGCAGAGAUCUAUUUGAAGCAGGUUUUCAAACCCCAUACUGCUUGUGUCACUGCUUUAGCUUAUGAACGUGACGGAGAAAUCCUAGCCACAGGGAGUAAAGAUAACACCGUCUUCUUCUUCGAAGUGGAAAAGGAUUAUAAGCCAGUUGGUUAUAUCAAGACUCCUGGACCUGUUUGCCAGUUAGAGUGGUCUUCGCUCUCUCAUGUUGAAAGUACUUUACUGAUCAUCUGUGAGAAUGGCUACAUUCUGGAGGCUCCGUUGCCAACCAUCAAGGAAGACGUGGAUGAUCGAGAUGUAGCCUCCUAUGAAAUCAAAGACAUGUGCCUACAAUGUUUCCAUUUCUCAAGUGUCAAAUCUAAGAUUCUGAGAUUAUUGGAAAUUGAAAGGAGAGAGAAACAAAAGGAGCUGAGGGAGAAGGAAAAGGAAGAGAGGAGGAAGAAGCUAGCAGAAGAGAUGGGAGGUGAUGGAGAAAAAGAAUUUCAGGGUGGAGAGGAGGAAGAAGAGGAAGAAGAGCCAUUACCUGAAAUCUUUAUUCCGCCAACCCCCAGUCCCAUCCUCUGUGGAUUUUAUUCUGAGCCAGGAAAGUUCUGGGUUUCUUUGGGCGGCUAUGAUUCAGGUUUUCUGUAUCACUGUAAGUUUCCCCCAUGUGACAAAGACAGUGAUUUCAAAGAACAAAACGAUGAGCCUUUUGAUUUUCGUUAUCUUGAGGAUACAGAUGACAAUCCAAUCCAAACUAUCACUUUCAGCACUAGCAAAACUAUGAUGUUUUGUGGAAUGCGAGAUGGAGCCAUUCGAGUUUACGUCCUAAGUGAGAACGAUCCGUCCCUGACCAGCUUAGAGGACUACUGGCACUUCAGCGUCCACGACAAUAACUACGGAUGUGUUAGAAACAUCUCUACUAGCUUCGAUGAUCGUUUCCUGGUGACUACCGGAGCGGAUAGUAAUAUCUUUGUUUUCAGCAUUUUUUCUGAAUUAAUGUUAAAGAAAGGCAUCAAAGCCAAAGUACCGUCUCCCAGGCUUGGAAUUGAAGCAGAGUCAAUUCCAGAAGAUAUUGAAGAUCCCAAAGCAUACAGUAUUGAGACUGCCCGGAGAAAAAGAGAAUAUGACAAGUUAAUGAAAGAAGUGGAAGAAAUAAAGGCUGAGAAGAGAGAACAAAUCAAAGUUUUGAGGAAUGAGUUUUGCAAACUAUUAGAAAUGAAUAAAGAGUUACCAAAUCACAUGCAGUUUAAGCGAACAGAUUUUGAUCUAGAUUCCAAAAUUCGUGCUGAAAUUCACAGAAAAACAGCUUACAAAAUUCAUCAAGUGGAAAAAGAAUUAGCUUGGGAGAAAGAGAAACAUGAGCUUGGCCUAAUGAAGCUACAGAAUAGAUUUCGCGAUCCAUUGGAAAGUGAUAUUAUUGUGGUUCACGCCAUACAAAGUGACCACAAGGUGGCCUCCUAUAGACUGGUGAAGCCCUCCAAGUACUCUAAGUUUAAACGGCCGAGUCAAACAGAGAGAAGAGCAAGCAAAAUGGAGAGGUUUGAAAAAGAGGGAAUUGGAAGAAAGGACAGCCAGAAAGAGACAGGUGAGACUAUUAGCGUACAAGAAGAAUCAAUAGUAGAAAAAGGGAAGCAAUUUCGGCCUAAAACCUUAAGUGAAAUUAUGGUGGAAAAUCAAAUUGAGAAAACCAAGAAACUUAUAUUAAAAGCUGAAAAGGCCCAUCUUAAGAUUCUGCAGAGAAAAAAAGAAUGGGAGGAACUAUACAAGAGUAGACCUGCUGAUGACUAUGAAGAUCCCAAAGAUGUUCAAGCCAUCAAAGAAGCCCAGGUGUUUAUGGGAGAUUUCAAUCUGAAGACAGCCCCAGACUACAAGAUACCGGAGCACAUGAGAAUAAAUGCUGCCAAGAAGAAAGAAGAACUGGGACACCUCGACUCCCUGGCCCAUGGAAAGAAAAUGCACAUGAACAAAUGCAUCCUCUCCCUUCGAGACCUUAAGGUGGCUGUUAUUGAGGAAAUACAGUGCCUCGUACAGGAACUGAGGAACAUUCAGUCGACUCUUCCCAAAUCCAAGCACACCCCCAUUCCCCAAGUCCCUCAGAUACAUCCGGAAGAAGUUCCAGAAAAGAGAUUUGAGUAUGAUGAGGAAACUCUCCUAACUUUUAAGCAACGUGUGAUAGAAAGUGAGAAUGAAAAGCCCCCCCCAAUGAAACAGGCAGUUUCUGGAGCCAUAGGUGGAGGAUUCCUCAAACCUUCUUCUGGAAAGGAUGGGGAUUUGUUGACACGAGAUUCAAUAACUAGAUCAUCAAAGGCGUCUGUACACAGUCUAGAUAGUUCAAGGCUCAUGGAAUUUGAAAGAGCGGAGACAACUGAAGUGGAGCUGGAGAUCAUGAAAAGGGACGAGAUCAAGCACUUGUACAUGCAAGAGUACUUGACCAAAAGGAUCCAAGAACUAAUUGUUACAUUCGAUGCCGAACUCAGGCUCCUGAGACAUCAGAAGCUGAAACUGGAUACUCAGAUGAAAUUGGCUGACUUGCACCAUGUUACCUUAUUUCAAGAAAUGCUUCUCCUCAAAAAUUUUGAAAAACAGGAAAACAUACUUCAAGAGCGUGUGAAUUCAUUAGACAAAGAGGAACAGGACAUGCAAUGGAAAAUUAAUGAAACUCUUAAAGAAAUGGAAGAGAAAAAGAAUGAAAUUGCAAGACUCUUAGAUCAAGAAAAGGCGCUCUACGCUGGUUUCCAAGCAGCCCUUGGAGAAAACAAUAAAUUUGCUAACUUCCUCACAAAGGUCCUAAAGAAGAAGAUUAAGCGGGUAAAGAAAAAAGAAGUUGAAGGAGAUGCCGAUGAAGAUGAAGAAAGUGAGGAAUCAAGUGAAGAAGAAUCCAGCUUGGAGGGAGAUGAGGAUGAGUCUGGCUCUGAAGAUGAAGUUUUUGAUGAUUCUAUCUGCCCAAUAAAUUGUGAUCCAUCCCUUUUCGAAUUGGUCCUUCAACUUCGAGAGAAAAGGCUGGACAUUGAGGAGGCCUUAGUUGAAGAAAAGAAAAUUGUCGAUAACCUCAAAAAGGAAUAUGAUACAUUGUCCAAAAAAGUGAAAGUCGUGGCCACUAAUCUGAAUGCAGCAGAGGAGGCCUUGGAGGCUUAUCAGCGAGAGAAGCAGCAGAGGCUAAAUGAACUGCUGGUGGCAUUUCCACUCAAGCUGCACCAGAUAGAGUAUGUGGUAUUUGGAGAAGUACCUACUGAUCUAUCUGGUACCUUGGUCUUUUCUAAUCACUCCUUGGGACGACUGCAAGAGCGAAUCAUUCAGCUCCAGGAAGAAAAUUCCAAGCAGCUAAAACUUAACAAAGAAUGCCGGGAGAGGCGGAAAAUGCUCAUCCGAGAAAAGAGAGAGAUGGCGAAAACGAUACAAAAAAUGGAGGAAACAGUUCGUAAGCUCAUGAUCAGCAAGUUUGGCCGUGUGAUAGACCUAGAAGCCCUUCAGACGCUUUCUGUUAAUACAACACUUGAAGAACUAAAGAUCAAAAAACUUCGAAAAGAGCUAUCAAACGCAAAAGAAAUGAAGUUGUGGGAGGAAAAGAUUGCUCAAGUGCGAUUUGAACUGAUGAUGAAGACGAAAGAACACACCAAAAAGCUGCAUCAGAUGAAUGACUUAUGUAUAGAGAAGAAGAAACUUGACACGCAGUUGAAUACGUUACAGAACCAGCAGGGCAAUGCCUUCCAGAGCCUUCGGAGAGCAGAUAUUGUGGCAAGAGAAAAGGUUACUGAAUUGAUCCAAGAGCAGGCGGAGAGGAUCUUGGCCUUAAAGGAAGAGAUCGCGCUGCUGCGCAAGAAAGGUGGUCUUAUCCUCCCACCCAUUCAGCCUUCCCAGGACGAAUGAAAGGAAACGCAUGGGCCUCGGCGCUUGCUGUUUUCUCAACUCCAUCCAAGAUUUCUGACAUCAUUCGCAAGCUUCCAUAACACCUGUACCGAUCCUAUGAUUUUAAGGUGAACUUCUCUAAGGUCUAAAACCAGAUUCCGUCACAUAGUUUUAAUAAUUGUUCUCUAAUUUGGUUAUCUUUGAACUGACUACGACACCUAACACCUACUUAUUAUUGAACUGAAUCAUUUUGGAUGCUUGGAACUUACUAGGUUGAACAUGAAGUCUCAGAAGGGUGCAUGUUACAAUUGCAAGAAAGCAUCUAUAAUACUAUAAAUUGUUUUGGGACAUUUGUUUUUCAGGUAUUCUGCAUUUUUAGCCAUCAUCAAGAGAAAUUGCCUUUCAGCGAUCCAUGAGAAAACUUGUUUCUUGAUCCUUAGAUCCUUAGAGAAUAAACCUUGAUGUUAUUAAGUAUUUUAUGAGAGAGAACAUGAGGAAAAAAGAGAACAAAUUUUGCCAAAAAUAUCUUAGAAUAAGAAAUGAAAAUUAGAAUUUGGAUAUUGUUGAUUUCAAAAAAUCAUCGAGGGCUCAAGGUUCAGGAAAUGCUGAUGGACAAAGCCGAGCAGUUUGCUUUUGUUUGCUCUGGCUGGCACGCAGUGAGGCAGCCAUCAGCUUCCUGAAUCACCCACAGUUUUUCCAAAUUCACUUGGGAGUGGAGCGUAGCUGUGCAUUUUGCACGGUGGUCAGUAGGGAGACUUCUCUCUCAAGAUUUGUACAGAUCAUCAGUAUUCUAAGUGUUCCCUGCAGUUUCUCACGUCAUAUGCCAUUUUCUUUCAAGUUUGACUGGAGUCAUUGGCUGAUUUUGAAACAGAUCAGAAAGUAGUGAAAUAGGUUUACAUCACUCUGAAGAUUAUUUCUAACAAUGACCUUCUUUUUUUUGGAGGUUUUUGAUACAGGGUGUGCGCGCUCACCAGAAAAAGAGAGA